CAGGCACUUUGAAGUUCUAAUUUUUUUUUUACCGGGUUUGUCUUGCCGCUGCAAAGCCGUCGCCUUGCAGGCUGACCCGAGGCAACCUCGGAGUUCUGGCGCUCUGGCGCCCAGGGCGGGCAUGUUGGGCCGUCUCCAGCCUUGCGCGCUGCGAGCGCGGCUGGGCGCCUGGUUCGGGGCUCCCGGGGCCCGGUCGUGCGUUUCCGACGGGGAUCGGCGGGGAUCGGCUCCCCACGGGCCUCGGAGGGAGUGGACGCUGCCGGUGAGCCCGUUCGGGCGGCUGAAGGCGCGGCUCCCGUGCCACCUGCUCGUGCGGCCCCUGGAUCCCCACGCGCACCCGGGCGGCGACCGCGUGCUGGUGGCGGUGUGCGGCGUGGGGCUCGAGGCGGGCGGCCUGGACGGCCUGCAGGUCGAGUACGACGCUGCCCGGCAGGAGAUGGCCAUCCUGUCCGACGACAUCGACCCCCGGGCGUCGGUGGAGGUGAACGCGCCCGUCAAGUUUGAUUUGAAUAUCGAGUCGUCGGGGUCCGGCUCUGUAAAGGUACAGAAUAUUGAAUGUGAUCGCUGUGAAAUCAGCACUGCACAGGGGGCCAGUGUCUUGCAGGCUGUGAAGAGCCAAAAUUUGCACGUCCAAACGAAAGGAGGCAAUGUGAUCUGUCUGGGAACGGUUUACGGAAACAUAGAUAUCCAAGCCUCACACUACAGUAGUGUGACCGUAGAUAAACUUCAGGGAAGUUGCGUUAAUAUAUCUACAGAGGAUGGCUUACUCAAAGUCAAGUAUCUUUAUACAGAAUCUUCAUUUUUGUCUUCGGCUGCUGGGGAUAUUGCAUUAGGAAAUGUUCAUGGAAAUAUCGUAUUACAAAGCAAGAUGGGUAACAUUACAGUAGAUUCGUCCUCUGGGUGUCUGAAGGCCUCAAGUCAGCAGGGUGCCAUAGAUGUUUAUAUCAGCCAGCUGGAGGAAGUGGCACUGACUUCACAGGAAGGCUCUAUUACUGUCAAGGCCCCAUCUUCUCUAGGAGCUUAUUUAAAGUUAUCAGGGAAAGAAGUGGUUGUGGAUGCAGACGCUCAAGUUCAUGACAUGGCCAAGGAUCAUAAAGGUGGCAGCGUGACGGUCACAGGACUCAUGAAUCAAGCAAGGAAUCAGGAAAGGUGGAUAACCGCCGUUGCCCCCAAAGGCACCGUGAGUUUUAAACAUCAGAGCUGGUUUCAGUCUCUAAAACUGUCGGACUGAGAACGGCUUCGCCGUGUCUGUCAAUUCUCACGUGGUGUAGCAGACCUGUGUGUGUGAAAAUGUCGCAGACAACAGCAUCAGCGGGAAUGCUGGCGAGCUGUCUCGGGAGUUCUGCAAAGGUGCACUUCACUACAGUUUGUUUUCUAUUGCUGUGUUCCGAGUUACAGAAGCCCCAGGACAUGUUUGAGGCCUCCAGGAUGCCUGAAACCACAGGCAGUGUCAACUCCUGUAAACCGUGUUUCUUAAUAACACACAUGCCAGCUGAACGCCUUUUCUGUUCAACUAAGCGGUUACAUACUCCAAGCAAAACUCUGGCAGUUCUUCCAAUAGCAAACAGAUGCUUCCUUCCUUCUUGGCGGGGUCCUACCAGUGCAUCCACCCUGACCACAGGGCCCAGCUGCCUCAGCGGAUGACUUGUUUUCUUACCAAGUCAAGAACUUUUACAUUUUUCCUUAAAGCAUUUUGUGGCUUCUCUUUGUCAGACCCAAUGCAAAUGUCAUUACAACUGUACCUUAGCGCCAUUACCAACAUAAGGACUUCUUGGACUCUGGCACCGUGACACCACUGUGAUGGCUGGAAGGCCAGUGUGGCCACUGCGUGUCUGACGGACAGCUAGUAUACACAGAUAGCAUGAUGUGCACGCAAAGGAACGGCUCACAACCUGGACGGAACAGCGUAAGGCUUCCUCCUGCUGCUUCAGGUGACACACAAUUUAAAACUUAUGCUUUACUUCAGAAUUUAUCAGCUACAAGUUACUGAAGAAAUAAAAAGCGAAUCCUUGGAUGGGGGCAAGAGAACAGUUCUACCAGAUUUAACGACUUCAGAUGGCCUUUAGCAGCUUAUAGUUGGUGAUGUGGGCAUUGUGCUCCGUGCGUCUCUCGGCUGGAUGUUAUCUGGGCUGCAGGGAGAAGGCUCCCAGGUUCACUCACAUUAUAGGGAAAUCUCAUUAUUUAUGCCUGUGUGACUCUGUUGUCUUGCUGCCUUCCACAAAGGGUAACUCUUUCCGUAUGCCAUCUCCUUCCUCGUGGGGACACACGGAGCCCUCCUGCUCUGAACGUCUGACUUCCAUAUAAGCUGGAGAAAGCUCUGCUUGGUUGGCCAAGAUAUUUAACCUGAUUCUGGGCAUGUCACAUCCUCUCCACGAGGCCCACUCAAGAGAUGACUGUGUCAAGGCCCAGGUGUCCGUCACCUUAGGAUUGUUACUGCAGCCCACUGGAGAGAGUUUCUUAGAACCUCCUGUAGCACGUCUUUAAGUUGUGAAUCAAACACUUCUCAUGUAGGAGAAGCAGUUGCUUCUGAUUUACUGUGUCUUCACAGUGGGAAAGAACUGUUACUCUGUCAUGAGAUGUAUGAAGGUACAAUCACUUUUAUAAGGCGGGCUAUGAUUUAUAGAAUUCCUCUAUGAACUCCAUUCCUUUAGAAAUGGCUACUACAGCAUUAACUAUACUACACUGAGCAGAUCAAUUUUUUGGAUUAUAUUUUGAUAAAUUAGUGAUUAGACACUGAUUUCAA
Molecule: messenger RNA, 2743 nt
Organism: Microtus ochrogaster (prairie vole)
Lineage: Eukaryota; Metazoa; Chordata; Mammalia; Rodentia; Cricetidae
Gene: Fam185a
Product: family with sequence similarity 185 member A
Source: RefSeq, a predicted model, not a curated record